Messenger RNA from Rhagoletis zephyria (snowberry fruit fly), 445 nucleotides. Its product is annotated as inositol polyphosphate 1-phosphatase-like. The record is from RefSeq and is a predicted model, not a curated record. Lineage: Eukaryota; Metazoa; Arthropoda; Insecta; Diptera; Tephritidae.
UAAAAUUGACAAAAAGAAAAUGGAGCCACAACUUCUACAGCAACUCAUCAACGCAGCUGAGAAAGCAGCCAAUAUUGCGCGUGUCUGCCGUUCCAAUGAAGCUCUGCUUAAGUUGUUGGUGCAGGAAAAAACUGGACCGGAUGCGAAUGCCCGCUUUGAACACGAUUUUAAAACCCUCGCUGAUGUGCUAAUUCAAGAAACUAUCAAACACGAUAUUUGUGAGUUGUUUCCUGCCAUGCGGGAAGGCAUUAAAGGUGAAGAGUCGCCAAACUUCACCAAUGUAGAGGGGGAGUCAGUGACUAUUGUAGUGUGCGAAACGGCAGAGGAAACAGCACAGUGUCUGGCUGCGAUACUAAAUGCUGAAGCAGCGGAAAUACUUGCUAGUGAAGUACAUCGCGAUGUUGCAUACGAAGAAGAGGUUCUUGGCGAAAUACCAGCACUGCCA